AAGAGUUAUUUAUCGAGCCCUAAGCAGCGUAUUUCUCUCAGUGUGGAGAAAAAAGCCAGCAGUUUAUCUCUCUUCCUUUUUUAUUCGCCUUAUUUUUUUUUUCUUUCUAUUAUUAUUUAGUGUGCGUCUGUCCAACUAAUGUCUCACGGGCCCCCGCGUGCCUUUCAAGCUUUGGGCUAUUCUUCGAUGCGUCCCACUAAUCUUGCCCCACAAUCGCAUCACCAUCCGAUUCCGACUUCGCAACAGGCAUUUCAAGCCUUGGCAGCUACGACAGCUAUGCCGCAUACAACCCUGCCGUUGCAUAAUAAUCACGCACAAGGAUUAGCUGCGUCAAGUGCCGUUGCCGUCGGUGCAGCAGGAGGUCAAGGAGCGCCUCACAGUGGACCGAAACCGCCUGGCACCAGUCACGAAUCGUUGUAUUGCAACAGCUGUCAGUCAUUUCGCCAUGUCUCUUACUUUUACGGUGAACGAGACCUGAAAUACAACGUUUGUGAUCUUUGUCGAUCGCGCGAUUUUCAAAAACGCAAGCAUCAAAUGGAGCGGUAUGAGAUGUACGAGGAGCAGCAACGGAAAUACAAGCAACAAGCACGAUUUUCCCACCAGUAUCAAGCUCAAGCGCAAGCCACGUCACAACAACAACAGCAACAACAACCACAUCCUCGAUCGCAGCAGCCACCGCAGCACCCGUCGCAGGCUUCGCACGGUCAACAUCCUCAUCCUUCUCAACAACAGCCACCCCAGCAGUACCCAUCUCCGCAACAGCAACGACCGAUGCAUCAACUUUCUCCGCAAUUCCUUCAAACACAGCUGCAAACGCCCUCGUCACUGGCCUUGCCCCGCCAAUCAUCACAGGCCGUUCCACCUUCCCCUCAGAUCAAAAAUUCCCCUUUCUCCAACUCCCCAAUCUCGGCCUCCUCCAUGAUACCUACGUUGCAGCAAUCCGCCCAGCCUUUGCACACCAGUUCAAAGCCGCAAUUCUACACAGUUACGCCGAUGCGACCUCAGUCACAAAUUCAAUCCAUGCAUAAACAGAUCGUGCAGCCGUCCAUGUCGUUACCAUUACCUAUACCACAACAGCUGGAACCGAACCAACGACCUCCGAAGCAACCGCAACCAACGCAACAGCCUUCCCCGCUUCCUUCGCAUCCCCAGCUGUCGCAUGAGCUCAAGAGAAUGUCGCCUAUUCAGCCGCAACAGCAUCAGCUUGCACAAUCUCCAUCCAUCACUGAGAAAGCCGCGCCGGUCAUGUUACCUAACGCUUCCAGUGUGUCUACGGUGAUGAAUGCUAGUAUGAUCCGAUCCACCUCGUCUCCAUCGACGAGCCACGAUCGUGGAUCACAGGAAAUCAUUUCGCUUGAACGAUUCGUGACGGCGUUGCAGCAAGAGACCGAAUUUGACAGGAAACAGUAUACAGUGGAUAUCAAUCCAUUGCUUAUUUCCAUGGGGGACAAGGCUGGAUUCACGAAAUUGGGACGAGCAAUCUGCGAACGAAUAUUGAUGGGAACAACGUUCAAUUUCAGGUAAGAUGGAUAAAAGUCUAGGAUGGGCGUGUCAAAAACAAAAAGCG
Radiomyces spectabilis is the source of this 1567-nucleotide messenger RNA. RefSeq lists its product as uncharacterized. The transcript has a single exon. Bases 139 to 1524 code for a protein of 461 amino acids. The record is from RefSeq and is a predicted model, not a curated record. NCBI's taxonomy places the organism in Eukaryota, Fungi, Mucoromycota, Mucoromycetes, Mucorales, Radiomycetaceae.